UUUUUUGACAGAAUUUUAUAAAAUCUAAAAGGUUCAUUUUUCAAUUAACUCUCAUAACAACUGUUAGAAAAGGAAGUGAGUUAUUUCCCUUUCAUUUCAUUCAAAACCAAAAGAGGAAGUAAACAUAGUAAAAUUUCCACUAAUCUUGUCAAACGGAAAAAAAACAAGUUUCAAUUGAUUAUUUCUAUGAAAUACUUAUAAAUCCAAGUUUUAAAAAUGUUUCAAGAACCUGACUACAGAGAAAACUUAUCCUUGAUGUUAUCAGAGGUUUUACAUGACAUUGGUGUCAAUGAAAGAAUAGUGAUGAGUAGGAGAAGAGGAAACAUGCUGAGAGAGAUUAUGAGUAAUAUCCAAAAUAGGUUAUCUGGUCUAAAUGUAACUAGCUAUAAUCUAGGGAGUCAAAGUGAAGGUACAACUACUAUUGGACUUCAUUCAGACAUUGAUAUACUAGUAUGUUUUCAUGAUUGCAAUAUAAUACAAGAAUGGUCAGAGUGGGAACCUGACAAGUUAAACUACCUCAUGAUACAUGAUGAGAACACUACUCCCGGGUAUUGUUUCUUACAACUACUCAGAGAUGAUGAACCUCUUCCUGCAACUGUCAUUCCUGAUGAACACCAUAUUACUGAUAGAAGAGGAAGAAUAUUGUAUAAAAACACAAUGAUUAAUGAUUUGCUUCAAGGUGCUGAUCAGAAGCAUGGACCAUCUAUUGCUGAACAAGGACAACCUGGAUUAUGUGAUAGAGACAGAGUGAGUGCUUUACCCUGUAAAUCAUGGCCUCAAUCAGCAUCAGGUUGGUUACAAAUACAGGGUAUUAGCAGAUGGCCAACACAAGAGAUGAGAAGAUAUGCAGCAAGUAAUGGGUGUUUUGUUGUUCCAACUGGAAGUAAGGUUAGUGAAUAUCCUGAAUUGGAAUGGAGAAUAUCAACAACAUUGGCAGAAAGAUGCCUUAUGUUCAAUCAAAAUAUAACACAAAUAAGGUGCUAUGUACUAUUGAAAAUGAUUCUUAAGUCAUUCCUUAAUCCUCAAGAUGAAAUUAACAUAUCAAGUUUCAUGUGCAAAACAGUUUUAUUACAUUGUAUAGAAAAUACAGAGUCACAAAUAUGGAAAGAUAACAAUUUAUAUACAUGUUUAACAUACUGCUUAUUGGAAUUACAAAAUUGUGUACAUAAUGACUGUUGUUCGCAUUUCAUUACAACGGAAAACAAUUUGAUGGCAGGGCAGUUUACAGCUGAGACAAAACAUGAACUUUCAAAAAAUAUUUGUGAUUUUAUACAGAAUGAUAGACAAUGGUUACUAAGUAUUGAUAUUGAUGAUGUUGGUCAUAGACUUCAAGUUAAACUGAACAGGGUACCACAUAGAAUUUACUAUUUUCCUUCUUCCCUUGUAAUAUAUGAAAAUGUUAAAACGUUGGCAUAUAUAAACAUUGCAAAUGACGUAAGUUAUCAGCAUAUGCUUAUUUUAAAUUUUUUACUCAAUAAAAACAUUAGAACAAUAAAACAAUCUAUAGGUAAAGUAAUGACCUUCUGUGACAAUGGUACUAGAUUAGAACAUGCUGCAUUCAAGCUUCUAGCACCUUUCAUUUUUACCACAUACGGAUCUAUCCUAGCAUCAUCCAGCAUUGGUGAAAAUAAUCAAGUGUCACCUCAAGCAUUAGUCUGGCUAUCAGCUGGUUUAAACUCAGAUAUCUCAUCUAGCAGACUUAAACUGGCGUCAGUGUUUUACAGUACAGGAGAUAUGGAGAAAGCUGACCUAAUUCUGAGACACACCGAACAACAAUAUUACUCCUAUCCUGUUUUACCUAUCUGUUACUGCCAUCAUCAACUCCCAGAAGCAGUAACAGCAGAAUUCAAGAGGUUAUGUAAUGAACAAAGUGAGGACUGUAUCAAACAUAUUACAGCUUUUUGUGUUAGAUUUAUACAGAAAGAGAUCAACUGUGUUCCUAAAGAACUGCAAUAUGAAAUGUUCACACAUAAGUAUGAAGACUGUUGGAUGGACUGGGCUGUAGUUGAUUCUCUACCUUUCUUAUACUUCCUACAAUACAAAAUCAAUCGUCAUCUACAAAGACAUCAAGACCAACAACAAGCACUUUGUAAACUCAUAAGAACCUUAGAAACAGAUAAAAACCUCAAACAUAGAGAAACAGCUCUCAACAUUUUAGGACAAUGUAUGGAACAAGAAAACAGACCUCAAGCAGCAUUAAAAUGCUACAUGCUUUCUCUACAACAAAGGGCAAGAAACAAUGCAGCAAACUACCAUAUAUGUAAGCUCCUUUCUGGCUUACUGGUUUGCUAAUAAAAUGGGAUCCAAAAAAUUAUGAAGACUAGUUUUCAAUGAUAGCAAACAAAUUAAAAUGUCAAAAUAUAGGCCUGCCAUUACAUUUUGUAUCACAUACUAUUUUGAAAUACCAUUAAACAUGUGACAUUGAAAGAAUGAUUCCAACUUCAUUGACUUUGAAUAUGUGACUUUACAUUUGAGACUUAAGAGCCUCAAGUGAAGAUGACAAUAUUGCUUAAGUUAUGCAAAUGCAUUUUUGUAAAUAUUAAAUCUUAUUUUAUAAGAUGAAGUUUUUUCCAAGUUUCUU
Messenger RNA from Ruditapes philippinarum (Manila clam), 2581 nucleotides. RefSeq lists its product as uncharacterized. The transcript is spliced from 2 exons. NCBI's taxonomy places the organism in Eukaryota, Metazoa, Mollusca, Bivalvia, Venerida, Veneridae. Bases 217 to 2292 code for a protein of 691 amino acids. The record is from RefSeq and is a predicted model, not a curated record.